Messenger RNA from Cyclocybe aegerita, 1206 nucleotides. Lineage: Eukaryota; Fungi; Basidiomycota; Agaricomycetes; Agaricales; Hemipholiotaceae. The record is from the annotation of a GenBank genome assembly.
AUGUCGUUUAUCCGACUAAUCUUGUGUGUCACUGGAGUCUAUUCAUGUUUUUUGCUAUGGGCGAUUGCACAGGAACGACUAUCCGUACCCUUCAAAACACUAGACGACAAAUCUUCCGACAAAUUUAAAUCGCCUCUUUUCAUGGGAACGUGUCAAAGUGCACUAAGUGCAUUGUCAGCUCUAAUAUACAUCCUAAUCCGAAGCAAGCCUUCCGCUACCCUUUCUCAAAACCUUGGACUCGAACAUGUUGAACCUUCGGGCGGUAAGGCCAAUGGAUCCCCCGUCACCCCUAAUGGCAAGGCGCACGUCAACGGCCACGCCCAUAAACACGCCGACAAAGCCUCGACCCGGUACUCAACCAAAGCUCUUCUUUUCCGAUACCUCCAGUGCGCCGUCUUUAUCACCUCCGCAGCACCGUUUGGCUUCGCCGCCCUCUCAUACAUCUCCUACCCCGCGAUGGUCCUCGGGAAAUCUUGCAAGCUCGUGCCCGUCAUGAUCAUGAAUGUUCUCCUAUACCGCCGGAAGUUCGCGCCGCACAAGUACCUCGUCGUCUUCAUGGUCACAACGGGGAUCACCAUCUUCAUGGGGCUAGGCGAUGAGAAGAGGGGGAAGAAGCACGGUGCCGGAGCUGCCGGAACGAACGGACAGACACCGUAUGCUAACCUGAUUGGAAUCACCUACCUCCUCAUUAACCUCGCGCUCGAUGGCGCGACCAACUCGACUCAGGACGAGAUCUUCACUCGCCAUAAAGUUACGGGCCAGCAGAUGAUGUUUUGGAUCAACGUCUUCUGCACACUGCUGACCUCCGUGCUGUCCGUCCUCCCACUUCCAUACAUUCCGGUCAUUCAUCCGUCGGAUGACGGCAAGUCGGAGCUCAUGGGUGCUCUUACGUUCGUUCGCAACCACCCCUCUAUCAUGACCCCAUUGGCACAAUUCGCCCUGACCGGUGCCCUUGGCCAACUUUUUAUCUUCGAAACCCUGCAACACUUCGGCUCACUGACUCUUGUCACAAUAACAUUAACCCGUAAAUUAUUCACGAUGCUCCUGUCCGUGGUCAUCUACAACCAUAAGCUAACGAAGGGCCAAUGGCUCGGAGCUGCUGUUGUCUUCGCUGGAAUCUCGGUGGAAGCGUUUGUUAAGCGCAAGGAUGUUCACGCGAAACGUGUCAUUCAAGAGAAGGAAAAGGCAAAAAUCAAAUCAUUGUAA